CCCACGGUUACCAUAUGGUAACGCAAAAUAUGCCGUUAUAUUUUCACGAAUUAAUCUAAAAAGAAAUAACAGAAGUAAAAGAAAGACAUUCAGAUUAAUGUAAAACAUUUGUUGUUUGCCAAACAAGUGUAUUUUUUUUUAUUCUGAGUUAAGUUACCGAAGUUAUAGCAUCUUCAAUUGUGGUCACAAAAAAAAAAAAUAAAUUUUCCGUUUUAAGACAUGGCACGUCGGGGUUUGUCAUUACAACAAAUGCUCGAUUAUAUUCAAGAGCUUGAUGAAGCUGAAGAUGAUAAUGAGCUUACCGAUUUACCAACUGCCAUUUACAUCGAACCUCCUAUAGAUGGAAACAUAUCUGGCGAAGAUGAUUCUGAAGAAGAAUGUGAUGGAGUUCCAGAUAAUGUUUGCCCGGGUCAGCUAAAAGGUGGCUGUGAACUUGUAAUGGCUAGUGGACGCCAUUUACAAAACAUUGAUGAAGAAGAUGAACUUGGAGCCCCAAAUGAGGAAGAGUUACACUCUAUUAUUGUAGAAGACAUAUCUCAAGAUAUGGGGGAUCAACCAACAACAUCAAAGCGUACAGCAUCGCCGGAUAGAAAGCGGUUACGUAAAGUACAACCAAAACCUUCUAAUGUUGCAUUACCGCCAGGAAACAAGGAAACGAUAUUCCAGUGGAUAAAGAAUAAUUCAUCAUAUCUUGUUCCACUUUUUCCAGCUGCAAAUUAUGAGGAUUGUCGUGACUUACUACCACAUCAACAAUUCGAAAAGUUUUUUGAUGAUGCAAUAUUGACACACAUUUGUGAACAAAGUGCAAUAUAUGCAACAGAACAUAAUAGACCGAAUCCAAAUAUAACAGUCGGUGAACUGCGCGCAUUUAUCGGCAUACUGAUAGUAACGGGCUUCAAUUAUCACUCCAAUUUUAGGAAUUUGUGGAGUCAGGAUGAAGUCAUUCGCAACAAUCUUGUAAGUAGCACCAUGCGUCGGAAUCGUUUUCAAGAGAUUUUGCAGUGUCUUCACUUCGAAGAUAAUUCCAAGGCCCCUUCGAAAGAGGGCGCAAAUUUCGAUAAAAUGUGGAAAUUGCGUCCUCUUAUAGACCACCUAAAAGCAAAAAUGAUAGAGCAUUUUCAUACUGAACAAAACCUAUCCUUCGAUGAAAGUAUGAUAGCCUAUUUUGGUAGACAUGGUUGCAAGCAGUUCAUUAAAGGCAAGCUAUUACGGUUUGGAUAUAAAGUUUGGUCUCUUUGCACUCCAUCGGGGUAUCUGGUGAACUUCGAAAUUUACCAGGGAAAGAAUCCUCGGUCCAAUUCUGAAUAUGAAGCUAAAUUUGGAAAAUGCGCGGCUCCAUUAGUAAACAUGAUUGAUGAUUUCUCCGAUGAAAUGAAAUUGCUACCAUUUUCAUUUUAUUUUGAUAAUUUAUUUACCAGCUAUCCUUUGUUGGCUUAUUUGAAAUCAUGCGGAUAUAAUGCUACGGGAACAAUACGUGAAAAUCGCAUUCCAGCAAGCUGUCCACUAGCACAUAAAAAAACUUUCAAGUCGAUGGAAAGAGGUUAUUCCGAAUCGAUUGAGAUGAAAAGCACAGGUAUUCGUUUGGUGAAGUGGAAAGAUAAUAGUGUUGUCUGCAUGUUAUCUACUUGCUUUGGCGAAAAUCCGAAGUCCAUGGCACAACGUUAUUCUAAGGAAAGGGGAGCUAAAAUAAAUGUACCCCGUCCUCUUGCAAUCACGGAAUACAACAAAUAUAUGUGCGGAUACCAUCAAAUCGUAGACACUGUGCUGGUGAUCGAUGCAAAGUUAACGGAAGAACAGCAUGUGUAA
Calliphora vicina (urban bluebottle blowfly) is the source of this 1806-nucleotide messenger RNA. RefSeq names its product piggyBac transposable element-derived protein 3-like. Bases 220 to 1806 code for a protein of 528 amino acids. Gene Ontology annotation, molecular function: sequence-specific DNA binding. The transcript is spliced from 4 exons. Lineage: Eukaryota; Metazoa; Arthropoda; Insecta; Diptera; Calliphoridae. The record is from RefSeq and is a predicted model, not a curated record.